CAAGAAAACUCAGCCAUCCCCCAUGUUAAGCGCGUCGUUGUAUGCGCCUUCCAUCUCUUCCGUCAGCUGGAGUUUGAGCUCUUCGGUCAAACCCAUCCUCUCUUCCUCUUCCAUGGCCGCGUCUGCCGUUCGAAUUGCCAUCGUGGGUGAUGUGCAUGAUUGUUGGAACUUACAAGAAGAUUCAAAGGCACUUCAGUUUUUGCAGCCAGAUCUGGUGCUGUUUACAGGUGAUUUUGGUGAAGAGAAUGUUGAACUUGUUCAAAGUGUUGCAAAUCUUGAAUUUGCGAAAGCAGUUAUAUUGGGAAACCAUGAUGCCUGGUUUACCCAUCAAUUUGCAGGAAGCAAGAAGGAUCGAGUUCAACUCCAACUAGAGUGCCUUGGUGAGAUGCAUGUGGCUUAUCGUCGUCUAGACUUUCCUCUGAUAAAAGUGAGUGUUGUUGGUGGACGACCAUUUUCUUGUGGUGGUGAGCAGAUAUACCGAAAGAAACUUCUGUCUGCAAGAUAUGGAGUGGAAAGCAUGGAUGGGAGUGCUAAGAGAAUUAACAAAGCUGCUUUUGGCACACCGGAGGAUCAUUUCCUUAUAUUACUUGGUCAUAAUGGACCAAAAGGUCUUGGUUCUGAUAUAAAUGACAUAUGUGGUAAAGAUUGGGUAUUUGGGGGCGGUGAUCAUGGUGAUCCAGAUCUAGAACAUGCAAUGUCCAUGUUGAAAGAGAACAAGCAAGUGCCUGUUCCGCUGGUUGUAUUUGGUCACAUGCACAAAGAGCUUGCAUAUGGCAAUGGCUUAAGGAAAAUGAUUGUUGUUGGCAAUGACAACACCAUAUACUUGAAUGGUGCCGUUGUUCCAAGGGUCAAAAAGUUAGCUGACGAUGGGCACAGGAACUUCUCAUCCCCAGAGGCAAAUGGUACAAAGCGAGCCUUCACAGUGGUCGAGAUUGUUGGAGGAAGAGUGGCUAAGAUUGCAGAAACAUGGGUCUCUGUUGUGGGCGAUAGAGCCGCAUUAGAAGAAGAGCACAUUUUAUUUGAAUGCAAUUGAGAAUGAGCAAGCAAAACCUGGGGGGAAUUGCAAUCUAGGUCAAGGAAGGAUUUAAUUACCCUAAUGUCUAUUGAUAACUGAGGAGUAUGUAAUAAUAAGUUUCAGAAUAAGAAAUAAUAAGUAAUUUAUGUUGUACAGUUGUCAUUGAGACUUUUUGGUAGUUAAUUUUUUUUUUUUUUUUGGGGACCUCA
This is a messenger RNA of Neltuma alba, 1224 nucleotides long. RefSeq lists its product as uncharacterized. The transcript is spliced from 9 exons. Lineage: Eukaryota; Viridiplantae; Streptophyta; Magnoliopsida; Fabales; Fabaceae. The record is from RefSeq and is a predicted model, not a curated record. Bases 23 to 1033 code for a protein of 336 amino acids. Gene Ontology annotation, molecular function: hydrolase activity.